This is a messenger RNA of Glycine soja, 543 nucleotides long. RefSeq names its product agamous-like MADS-box protein AGL62. NCBI's taxonomy places the organism in Eukaryota, Viridiplantae, Streptophyta, Magnoliopsida, Fabales, Fabaceae. Gene Ontology annotation, molecular function: RNA polymerase II cis-regulatory region sequence-specific DNA binding; DNA-binding transcription factor activity, RNA polymerase II-specific; protein dimerization activity. The record is from RefSeq and is a predicted model, not a curated record. Gene Ontology annotation, biological process: regulation of transcription by RNA polymerase II. The transcript has a single exon. The coding region runs from base 1 to 543 and encodes 180 amino acids.
AUGGAUAUGUUUAAGCAGAAUCAGAAGAAGAAAAACACUGGCCGGAAAAAGAUUGAGAUCAAGAAGCUUGAAAAGGCUAGCAACAAGCAAGUGACGUUCUCAAAAAGAAGAACAGGACUAUUCAAAAAAGCCAGUGAACUCUGCAUUUUAUGCAAUGCUUAUGUAGCCAUAAUUGUGUUUUCUCCUGCUGACAAAUUGUUCUGCUUUGGCCAUCCAGACAUCGACUCCAUAAUUGGUCGCUAUCUCAAAGGAGACAACAACGCAGAGUUUGAACCAGCAGCAAAGUCAUCAAAAGAAAAAUCAGUGUCAUAUGAGGAGUGUAACAGACAGUACGAAGCGGCCACAAAGAAGUUGGAGUUGGAAAAGAAGAACUUGGCACAAACUGAGAUUUUGGCUAAGGGUUGGAACAGAAGGUGGUGGAAAGAUCCCAUUGAUCAGAUGAGUGAGCAACAGUUGGAGCAGUUUAUGAUGUCCAUUUACGAGUUAAGGAAAAAACUGACAGAAAGAACAGGUGAAUUGAUGAUGCUUGGGACCAUGACGUAG